AUGGCCGUCGCACACAAGUACCAAGCCGACGGCGUCUUCCAGGUGCUCAAAGAAGCUCUCGUCCACAAUUUCGCCGCCACCCAGCCCGUGCUCGUCUACGCCAUCGCCGUGGACUUCGACCUCGCCAACGUCGCCAGGACGGCCGCGCGCCACUUCCUCGCGACGUACCAGCGCCUGCUCGCCUACCGCCGCCAGUGCAACGACGCGCUCACGGUCAUGGUCGAGAGCAGACUCGCGUGGCUCCCGCAAGGCGCCUGGCAGUUCCUCACCUGCACGCACUGUCCGCCGUCGACCGUCACCAGCUUUUACCCUGGGGGCAGCGGCAGCGGGCAGCCGUUGCCGGCACAUGCACAGGUCCCGAGGAUGUGGUUCUGGAGCCACCACGAGCGCAUGGGAGAGCUGUUGCGGGAGCGGCCGUGCGCCGCGGCGAUCAAGCGCCCGAGCCUGCUCGAGCAAGGGAUCGUGGAGGUGGCUCCGACGUGCGGGAACUGCAGGUUCAGCGCGCCUCGGCUGCUUCGGCUCUUCAACAAGGAGUUGGGGAAAGAGGUGAGGCGUCGGAUCGCACAAAUUCCAAUACCUGAUGUUGCACUUACGUCGUCUACUGGGUGGAUGCAGGGUCUUGAUAUCUGA
Messenger RNA from Epithele typhae, 630 nucleotides. RefSeq lists its product as uncharacterized. The record is from RefSeq and is a predicted model, not a curated record. The transcript is spliced from 3 exons. NCBI's taxonomy places the organism in Eukaryota, Fungi, Basidiomycota, Agaricomycetes, Polyporales, Epitheliaceae. Bases 1 to 630 code for a protein of 209 amino acids.